CAUUUACUUUUUAAGUUCCUGUUUCGUCGUACGUCACCCUUCAUGGUCCACAAGUUCAUGUUACCCUUUUUACGUGCAUCAUACUUGAUUGGACGGCGGUUGAUUUAGCCUUGCAAAUGAGCAUUGAAUCAUUUAAACAUUUUGAAUAGUUAUUAACACUCCACUGCCUUUCGCGAUAAGUCAACUAUCGGAUCAAAAGCCUUCAGCCCUUCGAAGAAGGUUGACAAUCGUUUCGGAGUGGAAGAAACACGACUGUACCAUGGUGCAUGUGGUACUGUUUGUGUUUUUAGUGAGUCUGAGCACAGGAUAUUGUGAGAGUGAUAGAGAUGGCGAAAUAUACACAAAUACUUGGGCAGUUGAACUAGACUCACACGAUGAAGAAUUAGCGCAUAGCAUAGCGGAAAGUCUUGGAUUUAAGAACGCAGGACCGAUAGCGAACUUACCUGGAUAUUUCUCGUUUGUACACGAAAGAUCGGAGAGCCGCCAGAGACGAAGUAGUGAGCAUCAUACACAACCGCUAUUAAAUCACCCGCGCGUGAAGUGGACUGAACAACAAACUCUACUAUUUAGACACAAACGCGGUUUCAACACCUGGGAUGAAGCGGUAAUGCUUGUGCAACGCGCCGAGAGAAAUCGCAGAUAUUUCAACGACCCGCAGUGGAAAAAUCAAUGGUAUAUGGGUCCGUUAGACGCUGCUGACACCAGAGGAAACCUAGGUGUUUUGUCUGCUUGGAGAAUGGGGUACACAGGUAAAGGAAUUGUGGUGAGUAUUGUUGACGACGGGUUGGAUCAUACUCACCCCGACUUGAGUAAAAAUUACGACGAGGCUGCGAGCUUAGACGUAAACAAUAAAACUAGUGUUGGAGUCGAUCAUGAUCCAACGCCAGAUGAUAGCAAUCUUUCCAACGAUCACGGAACAAAGUGCGCCGGGGAAGUCGCCGCCGAAGCGGAUAAUAAUAUUUGUGGUGUAGGAGUUGCAUUCAACGCAAAAAUUGGUGGUAUACGAAUGCUAGACGGAACCAUUACGGACCAAAUUGAGGCAGAAGCUUUGGGAUACAACUGCGAUUACAUCGACAUUUUUAGUGCAUCUUGGGGGCCUAAAGAUGACGGAAAAACAUUUGGCAAACCCGAGAAACUUGGAAGCGGUGCUAUGGAGAAGUGCAUUCGAGAAGGAAGAGAUGGGAAGGGAGUUUUGUAUAUCUGGGCCACUGGCAAUGGUGGAGCCAGUUACGAUGAUUGUAGCUGCGACGGUUAUACGUCAAGUAUCUACACUCUGUCUAUCGCCUCUGUGAGCGCCAGUGGAUGCAAAACGUUUUACGACGAGAGCUGCCCCUCAACCAUGGGCGUGGUCUUCACCGGGGAUGUUGGUUUGCAGUGCAGUAAGCGAGAGUCCUACAGCCAUCUUGUAACUACUUCUCUGUUUCACAAGUGUGUGACAUCGUUUUCUGGGACAUCCUGUGCGGCUCCCUUAGCAGCUGGAAUCUUUGCGCUGGUUUUGGAGGCAAAUCCUGAGCUCACUUGGCGAGAUAUGCAACACUUGGUUGUUCAAACUGCGCGGAAAAAUGAGCCUGACAGCCCUUCAUGGAGCACGAAUGGUGCUGGGCAUAAAUACAGUCGUUCCUAUGGGUUUGGUGUAUUAAAUGCGGAAGAUUUAAUUAAUGCAGGAAAGGAAUGGGAACAUGUCGGUACUCAGCUGAAAUACACACUCCGCGGACUGUUGACACCUGACACAGCAACUUUACCAUCCAAGGGAGAGGUGGAACUGAAGCUCAUCAAUGACAACGAAGACAUCGGAAAACUAGAACACGUUCAGUUCAACGUAUCAAUAGACCACCGUCGCCGGGGGGACCUGGUGAUCGAUCUCAUCUCGCCCAGCGGCACCACUUCGCGACUGCUGGCCAAGAGGCCAGGAGACGACGGAACACGAUUAGCAUACUGGCCUUUCAUGACUGUGGAAUUCUGGGACGAGAACCCUCGAGGCGAGUGGACCGUGAAAAUCCGAGAUGAGAAGUCUGAAGACGACUACUCUCCAAGACGCCACGACAGAUUUUUUGACGAAGGAGAAUCCAGAGACGAACCGAGCAUCGCAAAUGAUCUUUCCCAUGGUCGCUUUAAGGAAGAUUACAUGAAGCUGUCAAAGCGAUCGUAUGAAAAACGUCACGAAAAGUUUCCUCAGCGGAGCGAAGACCAACCCAGUUUCCAGCGCGAGCUUACUCAUGGACGGUUUAAGGAAGAUUAUAUGAAGUCAGUAAAAGGACCAAGACAACCCAUUAAUGUAGCUUCUGACGAGUCGUCAAUGUGUUCACAUUCAAAGUCACUUCAAGGGCAUAUAGCUGGGUGCGUUAGAAAUUGGUCUCUUGUUAUGUAUGGUACCGCCUGAAUCUAAUGAUAGCGGGUCAAAGUAAAAAUCUUCUAGGAGGGGAUCGUCGUAGGGGAUUCAGAGCCUGCAGAACCUGCAGAACGAGUUAAACUUUUUGUCGUUUUUCAGUCGAGUUAAAAGAACUCAAGGAAGCGCGUGGAAAACGCAAAAGCGAGUCGCGCUCACAAGUGACUCGCCCGGCCUUCCGCUCGCUUCAGUACGUCCGAAAAACGCACAAAAAGAGGGAAAAUUGAUGCUUGUUGUGCAGACUAGAGGGGUUGCCCCUUCAUCUCUAAAGAUAUGAUUAACAUUUAUCUACUGUAGCUGUAACUCUUCAAACUCCUGUCCAGGCUCUCUUCUUCGCGUUCCUUAGAGAGAGGCCUGGGCCGGGAGUCUUAUACAUUUCGUGCAGAUUUGUUAGUAUAUCAAGAUAAUACCUUCUAGUCGAUAAGUUUUUAGCUGUUCCCAUCACCUUUUACUGAAUUAGCUAUCGAUAGUGUAUGGAUAAGUUGUAUGUUAAUCACUUUCAGGCGGUAAAGGACUUAAAACGGAACGAUAAUCUCGAGGAGAGUUCCAUUUGGUGUAAGGAUCCUUUGUAAUUUAUCUUCUCGUCUUCUUGGGAUGUUAAAAUCAACGACCUAUAAUGUUUUUCAAUAGUUCAUGGAUUGAAGUGAGAGCUUCAUCGAUAAUAAUAUUCUAAGGUUUUACGUAAAACGAUAUUUUCUCUGCGUCGUAUUUAAAUAAUUGUCAAAUUAUUGGAUAUGUUUGAGAUUUACAAUCAUUACAGUAAGGCUAAAUUAUCCUUGGGAAAAAAAAAACAUUCGCGUAUCGCUUAGCCGGA
Messenger RNA from Pocillopora damicornis (cauliflower coral), 3200 nucleotides. RefSeq names its product PC3-like endoprotease variant B. NCBI's taxonomy places the organism in Eukaryota, Metazoa, Cnidaria, Anthozoa, Scleractinia, Pocilloporidae. Gene Ontology annotation, molecular function: serine-type endopeptidase activity. Gene Ontology annotation, biological process: protein processing. The record is from RefSeq and is a predicted model, not a curated record. Gene Ontology annotation, cellular component: Golgi membrane; trans-Golgi network.